Aquila chrysaetos chrysaetos is the source of this 3329-nucleotide messenger RNA. It is a transcript of the gene HASPIN, whose product is annotated as histone H3 associated protein kinase. Gene Ontology annotation, cellular component: cytoplasm; nucleus. The record is from RefSeq and is a predicted model, not a curated record. Gene Ontology annotation, molecular function: histone H3T3 kinase activity; ATP binding. The coding region runs from base 24 to 2663 and encodes 879 amino acids. Gene Ontology annotation, biological process: intracellular signal transduction; protein phosphorylation; mitotic cell cycle. Lineage: Eukaryota; Metazoa; Chordata; Aves; Accipitriformes; Accipitridae. The transcript has a single exon.
CGGCCGCCGCCGCCGCCGCCGGUAUGCCGCUCCAGCCGCGCCUGCUCCGCACCUACUCGCGGCGGGGCGGGCACCUCCGCCCGCUGCCGCCGCCGGACCGAUGGAUUUCGCCCCCUCAAGACCGCAAACGGUUCUUCAGUUCGACCUCGGCCGGCUCCAGCGCCGCCUCGGCCGGCUCCAGCGCCGCCUCCGCCAGCUCCAGCGCCCUCUCCGCCCCUUCGGACGACCCCGACUUCUCGCCGCCGGGUAAACGCUGCCGACAGCCUCUGGGUAAGCGCCCCGCCCGUCCCUGGCGCCUGCGGACCCGCCGCGGCGACGUGGAGAAGGAAAACCGUCUGCUGGAGCCGCCGCCGGUCCUCGCCUCCCCGUCCCCGUCGCCGCCGCCGUCCCCGUCGCCGCCCCCGCGCGGCGCCGCUCCCCUCCGCCGCCGCCAGGGGGCGCCCUGCGGGGCGCGGCGCCCCCUGCUGUGCAGCACCCCCCAGUGGCCGCCCCCGCGCCGCCGCCGCCGCCGCCGCCGGGCCCCGCCGAGCGAGCUGAGCUCCCUCGUCCUCUUCAGCACCACCGUGGAGAGCGGCUCCGGGCUGGACGGUAGCCUGGAGCUCCGCUCCUUACCGCCCAGGCAGAGGACUGCCUCGCCCCGCAGGGCCCUGAGCUCGUUGGAGUCCUGUCGGGGAGAUUCGGAGCAGCUCCCGUUAUCGCCGGGGGUCGACGGCGUGAGGGAAGAGGGGGCUGGAAGGUCCCGUCCAAACGGCACGGGCGGGCGGCGGGAGCAGGGCCCGGCGUCGCAGAAGUGCGGCAGGGUUCUGAGGGCGUCGGUGCGGGGACCCUGCCGGGCACCAGCUCCCUUGUCCCCGCAGGAAGCCACCAGCACUCCUGAGGCGGCGCUGCCCGCCGCUGAUGGUGGGCCGCAGCGCUCUGCGCCGUACGGGGGUGCCGAUUCUGACAAAUCGUGUGAUGAGCUAAGGAGACGUUCACCAAAAGGAAGCUUGAGUUGUCAGAGAGGCACACCCGAGAAGUACCAGCUUACGCCAGUGGUGGUCUUGGACCCUCAAGAAGUGCCAGUGUGGCUGAUGAGCAUGAAACUCAACGAAAAGGCAGGUAUUCAACCUGCCUGCCAGCAGCCGGUAUCUCCUUUGGGCCUUCAAGGAAUCUUGGAGAAUACACAUAAAAGUACCAAAGCUGUUUCUGGAGAGGGAAGUACCUGUAGAAAAGCUUGCAUCAGCGGCUUCAGUGCCAGCCGGUGGGGGAGGCAAACAAGGCUCCGACCAAAAAGGCACAAAACUAAGAGACAGCAGCAGCCUAACAACUCCUUUUUCAGACCACAGAGGAAGCAAAAAGGAAUGAAGAAGGGUGUUCUGGAGAUGUCUGUAGACAAAAGAGACAAUGACUAUUCAUUCCUCAAUGGCUCCCAUUCCUGGGGUAGAGUUCGAGCAUCUUUGUCUUUCCAUAAGAAGAAGAAAGUUACCACGGAAGAGAGUUCCUGCAACAGCAUCCUUUCUACCCCUUCUGUGAAAUCCCAGUUGUCAGGGCACCAAGGAACCCUGUCUGCUGGUAGGACUCAGUGCUGCACUUGGUCUGCUUCCUCCAUGGUCCUGCUGGCUCCCAGGAGUUCCUGUUCUGUCCUGGAGCUAAUGCUUACAGAUGCAGAGAAGGUGUUUGGGGAAUGCCACCAGGAGGGGCCUAUCGCUUUUCAGGAUUGCAUUCCUUUAGAUAAGAUGAAAGAUUGCAAGAAAAUUGGAGAAGGGGUGUUCGGAGAGGUCUUCCAGAUUGACAGUGAGAGAGGAGCUGUGGCCUUAAAAAUAAUUCCCAUUGAGGGGACUGAAAAAGUAAAUGGUGAAUCUCAAAAGAGCUUUGGAGAAAUUCUGCCUGAGAUAAUAAUUUCAAAAGAACUCAGUCUUCUGUCUGAAGAGUCUAGGAAUAGGACUAUUGGGUUCAUCAGCUUGUACUCUGUGCACUGUGUUCAAGGGGCCUAUCCUAAGUAUCUCCUAGAAGCCUGGGACAAAUACCACAAAGUAAGGGGAUCAGAAAAUGAUCGGCCAGACCUUUUUGGGGACAAGCAGCUCUUCAUCGUUCUGGAGUUUGAAUUUGGAGGCAGUGACUUGGAGAAUAUGAGAAACAUGUUCAGUUCAGUGGCAUCGGCAAAAAGCAUUUUGCACCAGGUCACUGCUUCCCUGGCUGUGGCAGAACAGGAACUGCACUUUGAGCACAGAGACUUGCACUGGGGGAAUGUGCUGGUAAAGAAAACGGAUGCAAAGGAGCUUAAUUAUGUCUUGAAUGGGGCAACGCACACAAUCCCCACAGCGGGGAUUCAUGUCAACAUCAUAGAUUAUACCUUGUCUCGGCUGGAGAAGGAUGGGUUAACUGUGUUUUGUGAUCUUUCCACUGAUGAAGAACUGUUUCAAGGCACAGGGGACUACCAGUUUGAUAUCUACAGGCAAAUGAAAGCGGAGAACUCAAACAGCUGGACUGACUAUCACCCACACAGCAACGUCCUCUGGCUGCACUACUUGUCAUGCAAACUUUUGAAAGACAUGGGCUACAAGAAAAAGGAAUCGACUUCUGCCAUGAGGAAAAUAAAGAAGCAGCUCGUUAAGUUCCGCAAAGAAGUACUGACCUUUGAGUCUGCCAAUGAAGUUUUACAAAACAGCAGCCUCUUCCAGUAGGCAGUGCAGUGCAGUGUUUCCAAGGACUAAGUCACUGAUACUACCUUUCUCCUUUGCCGCUUUUUAUGUAUGAUCUUUUUAAAUGUUGGCACAAUGAAGAAGUGUUAUGAGCGGUUACCAAUGUGUAUAAUACUAUAUCAAAACGAUCUAAAAAACCUGAAAAAAAAGUCUUCUGCUUGAAGAGGUUUCCAUAUGUACUUUUUUUAAGGAGUGAUGGGGGGAAGAGAACAGAGUUUAUGUUUGAGAAGGGGGGGGAAAGGUUUUUACAGGCUCAAUUAAUAUUUUGAAUUCCACAGAAAUUUUCUUACCUUUUUAGUCUUAGAUUAUUAAAAGUUUUUUCCUUACUAUGUUGUCUUUCUUACAAAUUCUUUUUUUAAAGAAAAAAGAAACAAUAUACAAUUCUGGACAGUGAUGACAAAGGUAAAUAUUGUUGGCCUAGUUUGGGACAGAGAGGGGGAAAAACCCACCUUUUGACUUGGUUUUAAAACUGAAUUUUUGUUCAGUUUGGCAAAAUUUGUACCUGGAAUGAUGCUACAAAAUGUAAAGUUUCUGUAAUGUAGGUUUUGAAAACACUCCAAUCUGCAAUAAUGUGGGGUUUUUUUCCUCUCUUAAGGACCAGUGAAGAGGUAUUUGAUCAUGAAAAAAAGUAAGAAAAAGUACCUGUGU